Podospora pseudopauciseta is the source of this 943-nucleotide messenger RNA. RefSeq lists its product as uncharacterized. The record is from RefSeq and is a predicted model, not a curated record. Gene Ontology annotation, biological process: peptidyl-proline hydroxylation to 4-hydroxy-L-proline. Bases 134 to 943 code for a protein of 269 amino acids. Gene Ontology annotation, molecular function: iron ion binding; procollagen-proline 4-dioxygenase activity; L-ascorbic acid binding. NCBI's taxonomy places the organism in Eukaryota, Fungi, Ascomycota, Sordariomycetes, Sordariales, Podosporaceae. Gene Ontology annotation, cellular component: endoplasmic reticulum. The transcript has 2 exons.
GCUUGUCAUCGGCCCAUCUCCGGCACAGCUGUUUUUAGGGGUAGACCCUUUUAAGAGACGUCAUUCCCAUUUUCAUCUGAAAAUAUCUAUUUUCAAGGCUGGAUUGAACACCAACCAGACACUUAGUCCCAUCAUGGCUCUGCUCAAGUCGCUCCUACUUACAGCGCUCAGCGCAUCUACUCUCAUCGCCACGAGUACAUCGAACACUGAAGAUGACAGCCACAGGCCCAUUGAUCUCAACAACUAUGUCUGCGAACACCCGCCAUACAAAGUGCUCAUGGUUUCAAAGUCGCCAUUGGUCAUCUACAUAAAAGACUUCAUCACUCCGCCAGAACGUGCUCACCUGUUGAAUCUGACUGAAAAAACCUUCACCCGUUCCGGUGUGACGAGGGGCAACUCCAAAAGCCAUCUCUCCGUCCGGACAUCACAAAGCACCACUGCACCCCGCGAUGCGGUAGUGAGAUGCAUUGAAUCCCGAGCCCUCGCCUUCCAGGGCUACGACACACCCGAGACACACUUGGAACCCCUCCAGCUGGUCAAAUACGGCCCAUCAGAACGCUACCACUUUCACACCGACUGGUUCACAUCCUCUUUCCAUACCCAAGGUCUCGGAGGAAACAGGGUCAGCUCUUUCUUCGCCUAUGUUCAUGUCGCCAACGAUACCAUGGGUGGCGGAACCAACUUCCCAAGGUUAGACGCCCCUGCGAACGACAAGUGGUGCCAGGAGGGGAUCGUAGACUGCGAUGAGGAGUGGGAGAACGGGGUGACGUUCCGGCCUGUUGAGGGCAAUGCCAUUUACUGGGAGAAUCUGCUGCCUGAUGGGCGGGGUGAUGAGAGGACUCUCCAUGCUGGGCUGCCUGUGCUUUCGGGAGGAAAGGUGGGAAUGAAUAUUUGGACGAGACAAGAGCCUUUACCUGAGGGAAUAAAGGGUGCUGAUUUGUGA